AUGUCUGGAGAAGGAGAAGAAGAUGUACCUAGAGAUGCUAAGAUUGUGAAAUCUCUGCUUAAGUCGAUGGGUGUUGAGGAUUACGAGCCUCGUGUGAUACAUCAGUUUCUCGAGUUAUGGUAUCGAUAUGUGGUUGAAGUGUUGACUGAUGCUCAGGUUUACUCAGAACAUGCUAGUAAAUCAACCAUUGAUUGUGAUGAUGUGAAGCUCGCUAUUCAAUCCAAAGUUAAUUUCAGCUUCUCACAGCCACCUCCAAGAGAGGUACUGCUAGAACUUGCUGCAAGCAGGAACAAAAUCCCUUUGCCGAAAUCGAUAUCAGGACCCGGUGUUCCUCUUCCCCCUGAACAUGAUACAUUGCUUAGCCCAAACUACCAGCUCGUUAUACCAAAGAAGUCAGCUUCAACAGAACCCGAAGAAACCGAAGACGAUGAAGAAAUGACUGAUCCUGGACAGUCAUCUCAGGAACAGCAGCAACCACAGCAACUACUAGCAUUAGAGCUUCCAGACCAAACUCCUCAAAGAGUUUCUUUCCCUCUUUCUAGACGACCCAAAUAA
This is a messenger RNA of Arabis nemorensis, 555 nucleotides long. NCBI's taxonomy places the organism in Eukaryota, Viridiplantae, Streptophyta, Magnoliopsida, Brassicales, Brassicaceae. The record is from the annotation of a GenBank genome assembly.